AUGAAGUACUCGACUAUCUGCGCUGCCUUCCUUGCGGCUGCCGUCACGGCAUCCGAUGUCAAGCAGCUCAACAAGGACACAUUCAAGGCCUUUGUCGAGGAGAACGACCUCGUCCUCGCCGAGUUCUUCGCGCCAUGGUGCGGCCACUGCAAGGCGCUCGCGCCCGAGUACGAGACGGCGGCGACGACGCUGAAGGAAAAGGACAUUGCACUGGUCAAGAUCGACUGCACUGAGGAGCAGGAUCUGUGCCAGGAGUACGGCGUCGAGGGCUACCCCACCCUCAAGGUCUUCCGCGGACCCGAGAACAUCUCGCCCUAUGGCGGUCAGCGCAAGGCCGACAGCUUGAUAUCGUACAUGACUAAGCAGGCCCUCCCUGCCGUCUCCGACGUCACCAAGGACACCCUCGAGGAGUUCAAGACGGCUGACAAGGUCGUGCUCGUUGCCUACUUUGCCGCCGACGACAAGGCCUCUAACGAGACCUUUACUGAGGUCGCCAAUGGCCUCCGCGACAACUUCCUCUUUGGCGCCACCAGCGACGCCGCCCUGGCCAAGGCCGAGGGUGUCUCCCAGCCCGGCCUGGUCCUCUACAAGACCUUCGACGACGGAAAGGACGUCUUCACUGAGAAGUUCGACGCCGAGAACAUCAAGGAGUUCGCCAAGGUCGCCUCUACCCCCCUCAUCGGUGAGGUUGGCCCCGAGACGUACAGCGGCUACAUGGCUGCUGGCAUUCCUCUGGCCUACAUCUUCGCCGAGACCCAGGAGGAGCGCGACGACUUCGCCAAGCAGCUGAAGCCCCUCGCCCUCAAGCACAAGGGUGCCGUCAACUUCGCCACCAUCGACGCCAAGUCGUUCGGCCAGCACGCUGCUAACCUUAACCUCAAGGCUGGCACCUGGCCCGCUUUCGCCAUCCAGCGCACCGACAAGAACGAGAAGUUCCCCUACGACCAGGACAAGAAGAUCACCGAGAAGGACAUUGGCACUUUUGUCGAGGACUUCCUCGCCGGCAAGGUCGAGCCUAGCAUCAAGUCUGAGCCCAUCCCCGAGUCAAACGACGGCCCCGUCUCUAUCAUUGUCGCCAAGAACUACCAGGACAUCGUCAUCGACAACGACAAAGACGUUCUGGUCGAGUUCUACGCCCCGUGGUGCGGUCACUGCAAGGCUCUUGCUCCCAAGUACGAGGAGCUCGGUGAGCUUUACUCUUCCGACGAAUUCAAGAAGCUUGUCACCGUCGCCAAGGUUGACGCUACCGCCAACGACGUUCCCGACGAGAUCCAGGGCUUCCCCACCAUCAAGCUCUUCCCCGCUGGCAAGAAGGACUCACCUGUCGACUACUCUGGCUCGAGGACCAUCGAGGACCUUGUCCAGUUCAUCAAGGACAACGGCUCCCACAAGGUUGCCGCUGUCUACGAGGAGGCCAAGGAGAAGGUCGCCGAGGCUGCCGAGGAGGCAUCCGAGAAGGCCGGCUCCGUCGCUGACGAGGCUACCAAGUCCGCUGGCUCAGCCGCCGACGAGGCCACCAAGUCGGCCAAGUCUGGUGCUGAGAAGGCCACUGACGCUGCAAAGGAUGCUGCAAAGGACGCCGCCGCAUCUGCAUCCUCAGUAGCAUCUGAGGCCGCCAAGGCCGCAAAGAGCGCUGUCGAUGCCGAGGACCACGAUGAGUUGUAA
Parastagonospora nodorum SN15 is the source of this 1665-nucleotide messenger RNA. RefSeq lists its product as hypothetical. The record is from RefSeq and is a predicted model, not a curated record. The transcript has 2 exons. Gene Ontology annotation, cellular component: endoplasmic reticulum. Gene Ontology annotation, molecular function: protein disulfide isomerase activity. Gene Ontology annotation, biological process: response to endoplasmic reticulum stress; protein folding. Lineage: Eukaryota; Fungi; Ascomycota; Dothideomycetes; Pleosporales; Phaeosphaeriaceae. Bases 1 to 1665 code for a protein of 554 amino acids.